This is a messenger RNA of Oryzias melastigma (Indian medaka), 15550 nucleotides long. It is a transcript of the gene gpatch8, whose product is annotated as G patch domain containing 8. The transcript is spliced from 7 exons. Bases 10289 to 14497 code for a protein of 1402 amino acids. Gene Ontology annotation, molecular function: nucleic acid binding. Gene Ontology annotation, cellular component: nucleus. Lineage: Eukaryota; Metazoa; Chordata; Actinopteri; Beloniformes; Adrianichthyidae. The record is from RefSeq and is a predicted model, not a curated record.
UUCUAACUAUUAUCCGGCAAAGUUGGACCUGCUGUGAGAGUGGAUAUGAUUGGUCAAGGAAGAAAUAAGUACCACACCUUUUUAAUCCAUACUGUCUGUGUAGAUGCAUCCAAUGUUUUCUUACACAAUUGCCACCUAACCCAUAGAGUCCUUUGUUUUCAUGCCCAUUGAUUAUUUUUUAAGUCCCUCUCAACCCCUGCGUCCUGUACCUAUUCCAUUUCCUGUGUGAUAGAUACAAUUAUGUAAAUUUAAGAUUUGUUUAUGUAAAAUUUAAAGUCAAGAUUAUAUUUUUAGUAACAGUCAGUCAUUGUUUGGCUCUUAGAUCUACUAGAAAAAAAUAUCCUAUUAGAAAGAAGUGGACAAAGCACUGUUAUUAUUAAUAAAACUUACCGUACAUCACUUUUUUGUUACUUAAUAAAAGUGUUAAUUGUUAUUGAACGUCAUGAGAUUAUUUUUGAGAUAGUCACCUAUAAAAGUAGUUAAUAAAACUUUAUUUAUGAUGGUUAAAUGACAGUAAGAGUCAAAAUAAAGUAAAACUGUAAUUAUGUUAUGAUGAUGUCAGAUGAUUAAAAAAAAAAGUAUUCAUACAGGAUUAGGUAAACAAGCAAGUCCAUAUUUUAAAGGGUGUGUGUCUUUUGUUUGAGUGAGUGUGUAUCUAAAAUAUAUGUAGCUUGAGCAUUUUUUUUGUGUUAGUGUUAAGUGUUUUUAUCUAUAGGACAGUUAUCUUAUUGUACACAACUUGGGGUGUUCGACAUUUCUCUCCUGCAGCGAAUUGGCCCUAUUAGCUAAGCAGCAAUUACCCGGUUUGUAUUUGCACGCUCUGCUUCCUUACUCCUAUCUUUAGGGUCCUUGUAACGCUUCUCUUUUUUUCUCUCUAUCUCUCCCUAUUUCACCACUUUUUUUCUGCUUUACAACUGUCACACUUCUCAUCUGUUCUGUCUCUCUACCUCUAUUUCUUGCUCCCUACCUACUACACAGUGAUUCGGUGUACAGUACCCUCUGUCAUUCUGUGCUGGCAUGGUGCUUGUGCAACUGGGACUGCAUUUUUCGCUGAAGAGGCAUAUCGAUAAUAGUGCAGGCAGCUAUCUUCUCUCUGUCUCUCUUUCUCUCUGUUUAUCCCCCCUUUUGUCUCUGAAGCACUGUGGUGAGCAGGCCCAAACUCUUCUGUCCUCAACCGAAUUUCAAAACUUCCUCACAUCCACUUUAAAAUGCUUUGUGAAGCAGUGCUGUCAGCCAGUGAGGUGCAAAUUGUUCAUUUAAUCAUCAGAUGUUUGGCUCUUAAAAGUACGAUAUCCCCUUAAAGAGAAUAAAAGUAAAUUGCUACAAUUUUUGUCACAAAUCCUACAACUAUGUUAGUGAUUGAAAUGUAAACAUCCUUAACAGUUUAGUUUGUGUUGUACGCUCUCUGGCAGCACCUCAAAGCAUGUCCUCAAUUUGUGUGGGUUGUGGGAAUGGAGUAGAGAAAAGAGGUGGCCUGCUCAUCCGGCUUGAGUGGCUCUUUUGCUCCUGCGCUAUUAUUUGUGGAGGGGGUUGAGGGCUGCGCUGCAGCAUCACAUAGCUCUUUACCCAUAUAUAGACAAAUUGCUGUGGCUAAACUACUGUCCAGUAUUACAAACUCAUUCAAGAUAACAGAUUAGAUUUUAAAAGCUUAAUGUUUGCACAGCAAGCUGUAUAUAUUUUUUAGAUGUAAUUCAUGUUGUAUAAAUAUUUGGCUUAGAUUAAAUUAAAAUGAUAUGUUUUCAGAAUCAUGGAAGGAUUAAAAUAAAUUCAGUUGCUUUCAUUAUUAAUUCAUAUUACAUCUAAAAUGCUGUGAAACAUAAUUGAAUAUAAAUGUUAAUUGAACAUUUCCUCCCUCCUAAGAGGCAAAUCCCAAAUGUAAUAGUAUAAUUGUAGUUUUCCACAAAUCUUACAGCCUUUAGUGAAUGCUUCGGCCCAGUUUCUCAUAGCCCCUCACUUGCCAUUUAUUGUGUGUGGUUCAUAGGCAGCUAGAGGUCUGUGGUACUUUUGGGAUCUCUUUUCUCUCCUUGUCUCCCUCUCUCUGGUCUUUUGAUAUUUAUUUUUUUUCUAACACUGUUUUUGCAUUGCAUGUGUUAACCUGUUAGCAUUCAGUGCAGUUUCUUCUGAAUACUCGUCUUAAUCACUACAACAGUUUUAUUUCCCCCAAAUCAUUCCUCUCAUGUUUCUUGUCCCCUCAAGACCCCCCCGUUCCUUAAUCCCACCAUUCUCCAUCCUCCCUUUACCCUCCCCAUCCUCAUAGCGAUAUGCAGCGGGCAGCCUCAGAGCCACAGAAGCCACACAUGCAUAUAAUUGGGCUAAGGGAUAAACUUGUUUUAGUUUGUUUUAAACAGUUUAAUACACUAGUUAGUGGUUAAACUACAACAUAAAUCAGUUGUAACUGAAGUAAAUUAUGAUUUACACAAUUAUGUGUCACUUAUUAUAUGAAUAGAACUCAUGAGCACUAUAUUUUUUAAUGCCCUGUUCUUUUUUUGUUUAUUAUAACAUAACAACUAUUAUAUUUAUAUUAUUUAGCAGUAAAGGUAGUUGGUAAAAAAUCAUUGAAAUCUACACCUGCCUUCCAAGUGAAUUUUAUGAAGAUUGGAUAAAAAAAAAAAUACGACCCGAAAAAUGUUGCUAAACUACUUUGCAUAAUUUUGUUAAAUCUACAAAAUUUGGACAUUAGAAUAGUUGGGUAAGUAUGUACCAUUUAACUUGUUUAAGUAAAUAGUUUUUUUGUAAUAUUUUAUAUUAAUCUAAUAAUAAACGCUUCAAAUAUUUGACAUUAAAUCUACCGUGAAUUGUUCUGCACUUACUGCACAUGACAUUUAGGUUUAACUUGAGUGUGUGGCAGCUCCCUAUGGUGUCUCUCAGUCUUUUUUAGAACAUGCUGACUCUGUAAUCCGUCAAGGAAAGUGACAGAAAAACAUCUUAGUUUACUAUCUAGCAAGUCUAAUAUGUUUUUUUACAUCUUGAACAGCAAUAAAUAACAACCAAUAACAAUGGCUAUAUGCUUAUAGUAAAACGUAACGCUCUGAGGUCUCCAGAUGGGGUCCCUUGCAUAUCACUCCCCUUUGUCCAUAUUUUUUUGCCAUGCACUGUGCAGAUGGACAGCACACUGCAUAUCCCUUUUUAAAGAUCACUUUUGUUUUUAUAACAAUUGGUAUAUUGAUUUUCUUUCUUCUGUAUUAACAGUCCGUUGGUGGAUUUAUUGAAAUGCCUACCUUUUCUGUUUGUAUGUAGUCUUAUGUUUAUUUAAAGGCAGAGAGCUAUGUAAUUGUAAGAGCUAGAGAAGCUAGCAGAAUUGCAGUUGAAAGCGUUUGGCUGGUUUCUUACGUUGUGUUACGUGUGACUGUUUUUUUGACAGCCCAGUAUUUUAAAGCCAGGUUCGUAUGGAAAUGCCUUCACUCCACUUGCACUGCUGUUGGACUCGUCGUCGUUGCUUUCAUCCGUCUGUCUUAUUCUUUUGGUGCAAUCAUCUGUUUUUCAACACCUGGACUGCACCUCAUCUCUGCCCUCUAACACAGCUCAUUUUGACCUAAUCUCUUGAUUGUUCACACUUGCAAGCUGUUGCCUCAUCCAACCUGUUUUUCCUGUUUUUAUUAAAGCGUAAUUUAAGUUCUGCGAAUUUAUUAGUUUGUUUUUGCAAUGUUUUUCAUUGAUGUGAAAAAUAGAACUGAAUAAAAAAAAAGCCAAACAAACUUUUUUCAAACAACCAGUUUUAUAAAAAUAUUCUGAAGUAGAUAACUCAAGAAUGAACUACUAUAUUUCCACGAUCUAAAAAUGACCUUUUUAGUGUUAUACCUCAGUAAAGCUUAGGAUCGGUGUCAGCCUAUAGCAAGAGUAUUGCUUUUGUAUUGUACUUUGCAUAAUUUCCACAUUUUUUUGAGGCAAAUGACACGACCAAAGAGGUUCCUUUUACUUUUAUAUUAUAAAAAGUAUGUGUAGGUUUAGUGUUGUAACCUUACUUUAAUCAAAAAUUUAAAAUGGAAAGUUUUUAUCAUUGUAAAUUUUGUAGAGCAUGAAUACUGCUAAUAAGUCUUUUCUACAAAUUACUAAGACCAAUAACCAAUGAAGCACACCAACCACAAUCUUUCAUUUGAAGUGUCACAUAUCGCUAUUAGUAAUCCUGAUAGGCACUAACAAUAAAUAGCAUGUUAACAUAAAGAACAGCUACCAAAAGACUAGUAAGUUCUUAGCAAUAGAGUUUCAUAAUCACUUUAUCCUUCACCGAAAGGGUAGGCUAGGCUAGUUGUCGUGAGAUCUCACCUCAUAGUGUAAAGAAUCUUUCAGUCAAACAGAACACUAUACAUGUGCUUGAGGAUGCAAAUAUUUAAGUAGUUGCUUUAAAGUAGAAAUAUAUAUUUUUUAUUUUUAUAACUCUUAUUUUUCUUUUCUUCUCGUGAUAUCGAGCAGGCAGCAGUUUGCUCUCAAUAAUAAUGUUAACACUUAUAAAGAAUGUCAUAUUUCUAGUGCAACCUUAAGGGCAGAGAUGCAGUGUACGCUGUGUGUUGUGAUUAGCACUCCCUUCACAUGCUCUAACCCAUUCAAGCCCGGCUCACUUCUACUACCCAAAAACUCAACCCUCAUUAUGGCUCAGCCUGCUCUGUUCUGCUCAUUUUCCCAACCUCCUCUCGUCAAAAAAGGAACUAAUUGAGCCCUGUUGAGCCAUCACCUCCCUUCGCUGUGCCUGAUUCACUUGAGACUAACACAGUUGGAGUUUUGUGACCCUGCUCUCCACCUCCAACCCACCCUUCUAUGUAUGUUCCACCUACAGUGCGCUAUUAACACCGACGACCCUUUUUGUUAAAACUUUUAACAAAAAGCUGCAUGCUGUUUUUAUUUUAUCCCUGUUUUGUUCCAGUCCCUUCACUUUCUGUUUGUAAAACUUAAUGUUAGUCUCUUUGUGAUCAUAAGUAUUAUUUGUUUGGUUUGUAUGUUCUUGAUAGAAUGCAACACUCUAGUGAAUGAAUAGACACGCUUGGAAUAGUUAAAUUUACAACAGAAAACACAACUUAUAGGGAACUAUCAGUGUAUAUUUGUGCUUGAAUUGUACUGUAGUGUGUAGUGCUAGGAUAGCCGUUCAUAUUUGUUUUCUUGCUGGCCCAUACUUGGGUAUAAAAAGAUGAAAACUGCACAUUUUUGGCCCUUAGUGUGCUAACAAUUCCUGUACACGUUAGAGCAAAAAAGUAUUUGGCAGUCACUAGCUCUGGUUGUUGUCACACUUACAAAGAUUAAAAAUCUGUAAUGUUCAACAUAAGUACACCUCAGCUGUGAAAGACAUAAAAAAGUAUCCAGAAAAUCACAUGGUAUGAUUUGAAAUAAUUUAGUUGGAAAAUGAUCCAGAAAAAUAGGAUGCAGUCUCUCACAAACUACUUCUUCAAGAAUUUCUUCUAUCCUCCACUUGUUACCUGUAUUAACGGCACCUGGCACCAAAGAGCUGUGUAAGGACACCAGAGUCACCUGAACAAGACUGAAUUAAACCAAUUUACAAAAAGCAAACGGCUUGUUUAGAAUAGAUCAAUUGUUGGUACAAUUAUUUAAAAAAUUAAGAAAUUCAAGAUCUCUGACUAUCUCCCUCAACAGUCAUGUAAAUUCUCACCUGGUGGGAUACAAUUGAUUUUGAAAAUUGUAAGAGAAAAGCCCCGAACUACACUGUGGAGCAGGUCAACAACCUUUAGAGAAUUGGAAUUGGAAUCACAGUAACAAAGGUUACUUUUUGUAACACACAAAGUUGUUCCAAAGGUCCCCCCACUUAAAGUAGAACAUGUCCAACUUCAUCUAAAGUUUACCAGAAACCAAGUGGAUGAUCCAGAGGAGGAUUGGUAAAAUAUAAUGUAGUCAAAUGAUACCAAAAGUAACUCUUUGUUAUAAACCAUGUUUGGAAGGGAAUAAUGCAGAGUUGCAUGAUAAGAACACACCAUACCCACUGUAAGACAUGGGGAAGGAAACAUCAUGCUUUGAGCUGCUUUUUCUUCAAAGGGGGCAGUACAACUGAUUUGUCUUAAGGAAAGGAUGAAUGGGGCCAUUUGUGGUGAGAUUCUGGGCAAAAAUAUCCCAUCAGUGAGGGCAUGAAAUGUGGCUGGAUCUUCCAGCAGGACAAUAUCCCAAAUACACAGCCAGGCCAUGAAAGGAGUGCCCACAUUAACAAUAUUUUGAGUUUCUGGAGUGCCCUAGCCAGUCUCUGGACCAUAACCCAAUAGAGAAUCUGUGGAGGGACAGUCUCAAAAUGUCACAACUCUUGAGAAGAUCUGCCUGGAAGAGUGGGCUGAAACAGCAUCUUCAGUGUAAAAACCUGCUGAAAAACUACAGGAAAUGUUUGACCUUAGGGUUAAAUUACAAACUUAUUAAUUGAACUUUUUUACUGACCAAACACUUAUUUUCUGCACCACCGUAAAAAAAAAAAUAUUCAAAAAUCAUAAAAUGUGAUUUCCAGGAAUCUUGUUUUAAAUCCCGUCUCUUGCAGAUGAAAUGUACCUAUGGACAUUAGAGACCUCUCUCAUCUUUAAGUGGAGCAACUUGCAGAACUUGUGACUGACAAAUACCUAUUUGCUUCACUGUAUGUUCUUGGAUGCCUCAAAGCAUCUUUGGUUGAAACACAACAGAAACAACAAUGUGAUUGAAGUCCGUCAUGUGUAGUUGCAGAUAUUGCUUGACAUUAAUCACAAUGUUGAUCCUGUUGUUCUUUGUGUUGUAAAUUUUGAAAAACUCAUCACAACUUUGGCAACUACAUCAACAGUUCUAGAUUUUAUGUGGUAAAUGUUUGCACAAGUUUGAUUUUCAAUGUUAGAAGUGUAAAACUCGUUUGAGCCUGAUUGUUGAUAAUGAUGAUAUACAAAAGAUGCUGGAGGUAUACAGAACAUACACAGCCUAAUGGGGCUUCAAACACACUAUAUGUCUCUCUUUAUAUCUGCACCUCCACAUGUCCUUUCACUCCUGCCUUUUCUGUCCACCAUGGGUCUUAUAAUGGUAAUUCAAGGCCCAUUAGCUCCACUCCUGUAUUUUCCUUUUGCAGUUUUCUCACCACAGCUUUUUUUGUUUGUUUCAUGGUGCUCCCUUGUCAUGGUUCUAGAAUCACAGCAAGCUUGGAGUUUCUGGUCUUCAUUUUGUUAUUGCUAGAUUUCCAUACCUGUUCUGUGUCACUUUUCGUGUACUGAGAUCUUACUCUGUAGCAGAUUAUAUAUGUAUGUGUGCGAUACAUAUAUUACCGUCCCCUUCCCUGUUCCCCUUCACUUAGUGGAUGUAACUUGGUACGCUUCUUUUCUCAAACAUAAAAUGCAAAUUUCUAUUUUCUCCCUUUCUGACCCUUGAAAUGAUUUUUAAAGAACUCCAAAUGUCGGAGAACACCUUAUAGUUUGGUUUUUUUUGGCUGUGUUCUUUCGUAGUUUUCUAUUUUAGCAAAAUCUUACCCGUCAUGUAAGUUUCCCAGUUUUUAUUUCACUCUGCCAGCUGGCCUUACACUCUUUACAUUGAAAAACACGCUGUUACAUGCUGUAGGUGAUGACAAUAAUAGCAGUGGUGAUGAUGGUGGUGGUGGUGGUUGUGCUGAUAAUGAUGGAGUGAUUUGAGUGUUUUUAUUUUGAUUUGUUUUUCACCCGUUCCCACGGGGUAUAGCUCUUCUUAUUAUUGGAAUAUUUUUGGUUUUUUUCUUCUAUUCCCUUUGCUAGGAUAACAUCGGACACCGGCUGCUUCAGAAACAUGGCUGGAAGUUGGGGCAAGGCCUUGGCAAAACCAUGCAGGGUAAGGUUUGUUGACUCCCUUCUGUAUGUCACAGUAUGCUUGUGUGGGUGUCAUUUCUUUCUCCCACUUUGCUGUUGACCUCAGUGUAACACUACUUUUACAGUGUAUCAUAGGCUAAUGGCCUCUGUCAGCUUCCUCUUCUUUGCUUUAUAAUCACUAAACCUUUAUUUCAGUGUGCUUUAAAGUAAACUGCUUUAAGAGUAAAGAUCCAUCUGAAAUCAAGGUAGAUCUAGGAAGUCAUGAUUCCAUCACAUUCCCUAGAAUAAUCAUCUCCAUGUAUUUUAGAUUUUUCUUCUUUGAGUUUCCGUGGCUGAUGUUGGGUAAUCUGAUUGGCUGUAACCACGGCUCAGACUUUGAAUGGCUUGCCAAGUAGAGAAGUUUCCCCCUCUGCCUGUUUGCCUGUCUCUACUUCUAAACCUGUGAAAUAUUUGUACAUGUAUGUGUGAACAUUACGUGGAACUGUGACGGGUGUGCGUGCGUGUGCCUCUGCUACUUACCGGGCCAGAGUCAACUUACAGGGAAACCUCUCCACACUUCUACACACCAAGUCUCUCCCCACAGUUACGGGCUACCAUCCUCCCCCUGUUUCAUUGCUCCUCCUAUUCAGCAUGUUUGUCACAAAGGUGCACUCCUGCCUGCCUUAAACUUUUACUUAGCAGGGGUUUUCAGCAGUGUUGGAGCAUGAAGCCAUCAUAUUUAUGGGAUAAAUUCAUUUUAAAGUUGAGUCUUGCUGCUGCUGCUGUCUUAUAUAUUGUAGCCGAUUUGAGUUGCUGUUGGAAAUUAACUCAAUGCACUGCUCAAAACCUUGCUGGCUCUUUCCUUGGGUACAUUGUUUUGUUUGUCAUGUGUUCUCUUGUUGCUGGGUGUAACGCACCCCAGGUUGCCGGCUCUAGUCUAGUAAGGCAACGAGAGACUUGGGGAGAUUUUCUAACUGGUUCGUGAAAGGCCUAAAGUUCAGAGGGGGAAAAUGGUGGUCCUCGCUUUAACAAUUUCUGAGGCUAACUGUGAUUAUGUAUGCUUUAUAUUCUGGAAAUAUGUAAAACGUGUCCUUUUUUCAAUGUCUUAACAAAUGUAGUUUUAGUUAAGUAUUGCCUUAGUUUCAAGUCACUACCAAAAAUAUUCAUUUCUGUAACAAUAAUGUUGAAUAUGAAGGGGAUUUUGGGUUUACACAUACAGAAAAAUUGCUAAACAGACUUGAUAGUGUUGACCUUCACAUAACGUAAACAUUAUAAUAUUUAACUUCAAGCAAAAAUGUUAAGAUCAGUAACAUUGUAAACAUUGUUCUGCUUCUCCUGGAGGGCGUUUCAGUUUGGCCACUAGGUGGCGAUCGUGCUAUAGCAGCACAUUAGCAGUUCCUUAAAAGAGUUAAUACGAUCCAUGCCUAUGAUUAUAUAAAUAUAUUCAUUUAGUCAGCAAUGUAUGUUUAGGUUGACCAAGCCUUAGCAUUAGCCAUCCUAUGGGAAAUCCCAUUAAAUGUUAGCAUCAAGCUAGCAGACUUUAGCUUCAUGUGCUAAAUCGAUGUAUAUUUUUAUCGAUUUUUGAUCUAUUAAGCUUAAAUCGAUUAAAACCGAUUAGUUUUAUUAACCCAGCCCUUGUGUUACAAUUAAGGAGGGAUCCAAUGUAGAUGAAUAGAAGCGGAACAGGUUAAUCGUGGUAUUUUCUGAGCAUUAAACAGCUCUAUAGAGUUUCUGAGUUAUAUUUGUUUUUUUCUGGAUAAGUAUUACCAUGCGUUCUAGCAUUCAGUUUAUAAUGCAGACAUAUUUCAGUUCCAAUGAAAUGUUGCCAUCAGAAUAUUGUUGUCGUAUUGCAGAUGGUAAUGAAUAAAUACAUAUUCAGAACCAGUUGCGGCUUCAAAUGACUUAACUGGCUAGUUGUAGAGGAAAGGACUUUGGGCCUAUUUAUAGGACACCAGUUGGGUUGUGCUGUGGCGUCAGCAAUGCAGGAGGUUGAUAGCUUGACAUCCUUGUUUCCACUAAUGAACAUUUUUUACACUAUUACUCAGACAUGGCAAACACGUACACCAAUAUAGUAGAGGGUGGUGUUACUCUUCCUAUCGGCUCCAGUUUGCCGCUCAUGACUUUAGAGGCGAGUGCCACAGGCCCAGAGUCAAUGCUCAAGGGUGGCACCAGAGUGAUCACAAAGACUUUGGCUUGACCCAACUGGUGUGCUGCGAGUAGGCCUUUAGUUUUAGUAGAUGAAGUUUUCUUCCUGGAGCUCAUUGAAUGCAUGGAGACACCUCAUUGAAGGCCUGGGGACUGGGACAAGUGGUUUGGAGAGAGUUGUGAGAGGAAAUCCCUGUAAGCACCUAGCCCUAAAAGAAGGGAUGAGGUGGGUGGGGUUAAGGGGUAUCACUUGGAAGUUCUUCUGCUAAUGAACGCCCCUAAACCUCACAGCCACACUCCCAAUCCCACCCUCCCUACUUUAUGUACCUCAAUCUUCCUGCUUAACCAAUUGGUGUUUCUUUUUUACAGCGAUUUGAUCCUGCCCAUGUUGUGCUGAUGGUAAACUUAGUGGACGCACUGACCCUGUACCCAUCAUUGUUAAAUAUGAUGUCAUGGGGAUGGGACGAAUGGAGAUGGAGUUGGACUAUGCAGAAGAUGCCACAGAGAAGAGGAGAGUGCUUGAAGUGGAAAAAGAGGACACAGAGGAACUGCGGCAGAAAUACAAGGACCAAGUGGAAAAGGAGAAAGCCAUUGCAAAAGCUCUGGAAGACCUGAGAGCAAACUUCUACUGCGAGCUUUGUGAUAAGCAGUACACCAAACACCAAGAGUUUGACAACCACAUCAACUCCUAUGAUCACGCUCACAAGCAGAGGCUGAAAGAGCUAAAACAGAGAGAAUUUGCUCGUAACGUAUCUUCUCGAUCUCGGAAAGAUGGAAAGAAGCAGGAAAAGAUGCUGCGUCGACUGCAUGAGCUGGCAGAGCAGAGAAAACAAGACAAACAGAACAGGACUCCAGGAAGUGGACCAAUGUUCAAAACGACCACGGUGGCGGUCGAUGGAGAGGACGGUGAAAGCAUGUUAGUUGAAACCCCUGUUUUGACUGAUGCUAUUCUGGAGGCUGCACCGUUAGAGAAAACUGGUCAGUCCUCCCCAAAACAGGGCCCGGCUAUUAGUUUUUCCCUGGGGAGGAACACCUCCUCCCCAACCCCCAGCAGCUCCUCCAAAUUGGGCGUGUCAUUCUCUUUUGCCAAGAAAGCCCCGGUGAAGUUGGAGACGGCUGCUGCCGUUUUCACCGAUCACUGCGAGGAGGUUCCAGAGGGAGAGGAGAUCCAGGAGGGAGAAAAGGCUGCAGGACAAGAGGAGGCGUCAGGGUGCAUCAUGGACAGCCCAAGAGGAGGAUCUGGAGGAGUGGAGGCAGUAGAGGGAGGCGGUGCAGCUGCUGUGGACGAUGUGCAGCAGCCUGAUAACGGAGCCUCACUGGCCUCCACGCUCAACAAAUUGAAGAUGAUGAUGAAAAAAGAGGAAGGAUAUACUGGACAGGAGCCUCAGUACUACCAUUAUAUACCUCCUGCUCAUUGCCGGGUCAAACCACACUUCCAGUUUCUGUUGUUCAUGAAGGCUUCAGAUCAGAACCAGAGCAAAGAGGACGAGGAAGAGGAUGGCCAGGAGAUGCAAGAGGAAAAAAAGUGCGAAAAAAGUUCUGACCCGAAAGAGUCUAACACUACAGAACCCCAAGACAAUAAAGAAGAGCAAGAAAAUGAAGCUUUAACUACUGAGCCAGAACCAGCUCCUCCAUCACCCAAGGUGAAAACAGAAGAGGAGACCUCCUCAUGUGCAGUAGACGCAGCUUCAACUGCAACAACUUCAGCUGCUUCUACUCAGAAAGAAGAAGAAGCGACUGAUAAAACUAGUUUAAACACUGGUCCAAAAAUCCCCACUGGUCCUUUCUUCCCCGUCCUGAGUAAAGAUGAAAGUACAACCCUUCAGUGGCCGACGGAGCUGCUCGAGUUCACCGAAGCUCAACCCUCCUUGUCUUACAGCUGCAAUCCGCUGUAUUUUGACUUCAAACUGUCGAGAAACAAAAAGAUGCCCGGUGGAAAAGCGGUGAAGUCCCCGAAGUCUGGCGAAGAGGCCGAAAGCAAGAAGCAAGAAGGAACGCCUGCCGACGCAGCGCCUGAACCCGGGAUGAGCGCGGAUGCAGACAAACCGGCGACUAAAGGAGAUCCCAGCCCGUCGGAAAGCGGCGAGCAAAAACCCGCAACCGAUAGUGCGAAGAAAAAAAAGAAGAAGAAGAAGCAUAAGAAGUCUGCAAAGCAUUCAAAACGAAAAGGGAAAGAAAAAGCUCCAGCGGAGGAAGCUGAGGCGGGAACUGAGGUUACUCAGGAAAAGCCAAAGAAGAAGAAAAAACACAAACGGAAGAAGAGCAAAAACAAGAAUCCGAAUCAAGAGGAAGCUACUGGAGAGGAAAAAGAGAGCGUAAAAGCAAAGUCAGAAGACAAAGCUGUGGCGUCGUCCUCUCAGAUAACAACAGGAGCAAAAGAAACUGGAGGAGUGGAACUGGGAAAGAGAAAACGUCCCGCCAAGGAAGUGCCUGCCAAGCCUGGAGCGGAGGAAGGAGGAACGGGGAAAAGUUGUGAGAAGAGCAACUCCUCAGAGGAGCCCAGUGGCUCCAAGAGACACAAGAACGACUCCAGCGCUUCUCAGAGUGCCUCGUGUUCCACUUCUGCUCACAAGAGCCCCGGUCAUGGUAGACCUCCCAGCAGUGAGAGUGAAGAGGAGGGCAGCUCCAACACCCAGCGCUCACGCCACCGCCGGUUAAGCCCGCGGGAACAGCGGCGACACCACAGCGAGGAAUCCAAAAGGUCUUGCAGCCGCUCCUCGAGACGAGGGGAGAGGAGGGGCAGCAGUCGACGCCACCAUCGCGGUCAAGCGUCGCGGAGUCGCUCCUACUCCAGCAGCUCUGAGCGUUCCUCUGCAGCAAGCAGCGCUUACAGCCACCGCAGCCGCAGCUACUCCGACAGCUACAGUGACUACAGCACAGAAGGCCGCAGACGGAGGCGCUCCAAACGGUCGUCAGACUCCGAGUACGAGCGCAGGGGGAGCCGCAGGCGAUCACGAAGACGCGAGUACUCCUCCUCCUCCUCAGAAGAGUCCCGCUCACGAUCGCGCAGCUACAGCCGCCGGAAACGGCACAGGCGACACAGGCGAAGCAGCUCGAGAAGUUCCAGCAGCUGGAGUCGCAGCACGAGCGCGAGGUCUUACCGCCGCAGCUACAGCCGCAGUCGCAGCUCCGCAAGCCGCUCCUCCAGCUCAAACAAAGGCUCCCCUCACCGGCGCAGCACCAGGGGCCGAGGGGAGAGCGACAACACCCGCAGAGACUUCAACCGCUCUCGCAUCUACCGCUCCCAGUCCCCGAGGACGUCGUCGUCACGCGGCCUCAGCCGGAACACCUCCAGCUCGCAGGCGCUGCGGUCAGGGCUGUCCCGAGACGCAGGGGAGCAGAAAAACACUCUCACUGCACGGCAGCUGCUGGAAAAAGUUCAGUCCAAGAGAAGUUCAGAUGAUUCUUCCUCAGGAACCAAAUCUGGGAUUAAAAUUAAGGAUCCACCGCAGGGCUAUUUCGGUCCAAAACUACCCCCAACCCUGGGAAGCAAAGCCAUGUUGCCGCUUUAUGGCAAGCUGCUGGCGGGGAAGAAGCCUAUAAUUCCCCUGACCAGACCUGACGACGGAGACAAGUAUGGCCUGGGGAAAGGCUCCGAUGAGAAAGAGGUCAUCCUGGUAGAGCCCAUCAGAGAGUUUCCUCCUCCGCCGCCGCCUCCGGCUCCACCAGUGCAGAAGGUGGAAGAGACUCCACAGAUGACAGUCGCACAAGACGAGACGCAGCAGCUCCCCGCCGCAGAAGAUCAAGAUCAGCAAGAAAACCGGCCGCUGUUUGAGCAGGACCCUUCCAUAAUGAUGCCCCAGUACCAGUUAGAACCUGGACAGGACCCGUCCCAGAACCCCGUGAUGGAGUCGAUGAUGCCUGAGAUGCAGCAGCAGCAGCCGCAGAUGCACGCCUACCCUGCUUACCCGCCUCCUAAUCUGGAGGAAGAUGGAAUCGAAGCGGAGGAGGACGGGCUGGCGCCUUUGGAGAGUCAGCCAAUCACGUUCACGCCUGAGGAGAUGGAGAAGUACAGCAAACUGCAGCAGGCCGCACAGCAGCACAUUCAGCAGCAGCUUUUGGCCAAACAAGUCAAAGCCUUUCCCUCUGCAGCAGCAGCUGCUGCAGCCGCCGCUGCAGCUGCUAAUUUAGCGCCUGCCCCCCCUCCACAAGCCCUGCAACAGAUACACAUUCAGCAACCGGCUGUGUCUGUAGCCUCCGGCACGUCCAUCGCCACAGUCCAACACGCCAUCCUGCAGCACCACGCAGCUACCGCCGCGGCGAUGGGCAUCCAUCCGGCGCACGCCCACCACCCUCAUCCUGCACACGCCCAGCUGGCCCAGGUGCAUCACAUUCCCCAGCACCACCUGACCCCCAUCUCCCUGUCUCCUCUGGGUCACUCACUCAGUCAUUCUUUGGGACACUCUCUGGGACACGCGGGUUUGAUUCCCGCCCACCACACCGCCUUCCUCUCCGGUCAGCCCAUCCACAUUAUUCCCGCUUCCGCUCUUCACCACACCCCUCUGGCGCUCCACCACGUUCCCCACACCGCCCUCUACCCGGCGCUCUUCACCCCCCGCCCCUCCCAGGCUGCUGCUGCAGCGGCCCUCCAGCUCCACCCGCUUCUGCACCCCAUUUUUUCAGGACAGGACCUCCAGCACCCCCCAAACCACGGCUCCUGAGGGACGCUUAAGGGUUGAAGCAUUCGGUUUUGAUUAUGUGUUAAACCACAACGUCCAGUAAAACUACGAUUUUACUGAUCCAACGACAUGAAUUAUUGAGCAUUAAGUCAUCAAAGACUAUUAUUACAUGAACACCCUCCACAGAUUUGAAACAUUUUGAACCCGUCAUGUAAAUCAGUUUUUGUUUCUCCAGAAUUUUUUUUAAAAUUGGGGCAGACUUUUAGACCUUCAGCUCCAAAAUGGGAUGAAUUAUUGAUAAAGUAAACCACUGGACUUUUUUUCUAAACACAUUAUGUUCAAGUUUUUGGCUCACUAAGCCAAAAAGACUUAAGAUUAAAACAUUUGGGGACAGCAAAAAUUAAGUGGUUUUGUCCCAGAGACACACAAAUCCUGCUGUAUAACAGGAUGUGCUCAACAUGUCUGAUUUCUAGGUUUUGUUGUCAUUCUGUUUUGGAUUUUUUGGUAUCACAAUGAUUUGUAAUGCAGUAACGUGUAUAUAUAUCAAUGUAUAAUGUAAAGAAACCCGCCGUUUAUAACCAUAAAAGUACAAACGUGGUGUUGAGCUGGCAUGUUGCCGAAGGAAAUGUGAGGGUUUUGAUAUGCGAUACACUUAAAACAAACUCUAUGUCCCCCCGUUUGAGGGAACGUGAAAAAAAUUGCACUGAAAUCUGUACAUCAAAGUGGUGCUUUUGCAUCAUGUAACAAUAUACAUUGUAGAAUACUGCAAUAAUGUUUUUUUUGUUUGUUUUAAAUUAUUUAGGUAAAAAAAGGCUCUUCAAUUGAAGGGCCGUGUUUUUUUUUGUUUUUUUUUUUUUGGCUUUUGUGUAAUUUUGUAAAUAAAAGUUCUGUAGAUGAUUAACGCUCUAAAGGGUUAAAGAAGCAGACUUGAGUCGGUAUGUAUUUUACCAAAACCUUGUUUCUAAAUUCUUCCAGCUGAGAGGGGCUGGAACAGCAACCGGGUGGUCUUGUCAGUCAGUAGCAACUAUGUAUUUUUUAAAAACAUAACUUUGUUCCAAAAAAAAACAAAUAAAAAUCUUGAGUUCCUGUGUUUUA